AUGUCCGGGAAUAUAGGAAUGGAACAAUUGAUUCCAAUUGUGAAUAAGCUCCAAGAUGCUUUUACGCAACUUGGAGUUCAUAUGCAAUUGGAUCUGCCCCAAAUCGCUGUUGUGGGUGGUCAAUCUGCAGGAAAAAGUUCCGUACUAGAAAAUUUUGUUGGCAGAGAUUUCUUGCCUAGAGGAUCUGGUAUUGUCACUAGAAGACCUUUGAUUCUGCAACUAAUACAUGGAAAUGCAGAAUAUGCUGAGUUCCUGCAUUGCAAGGGCAAGAAAUUUGUUGACUUCAAUGAAGUCCGAGCUGAAAUUGAGGCAGAGACUGAUCGUAUCACAGGAUCAAACAAAGGAAUAUCACCUGUGCCUAUUAACUUACGAGUGUACUCACCAAAUGUUCUCAACCUGACAUUAAUCGAUCUGCCCGGGCUUACAAAGGUGCCCAUCGGAGACCAGCCAAUCGACAUAGAGCAGCAGAUUAAAGCCAUGAUAUUCCAGUUCAUCAAACGAGAGAGCUGUCUUAUUUUAGCUGUGACCCCAGCUAACACUGACUUGGCGAACAGCGAUGCCCUCAAACUUGCCAAAGAAGUGGACCCUCAAGGUCUGCGCACAAUCGGUGUAAUAACAAAACUGGAUCUCAUGGACGAAGGAACCGACGCCAGAGAUGUCCUUGAAAACAAGUUGCUGCCUCUUCGUCGUGGAUACAUCGGUGUGGUCAACCGCUCGCAAAAGGACAUCGACGGCCGAAAGGAUAUUUCUGCCGCAUUGGGAGCAGAAAGGAAGUUCUUCCUUAGCCACCCAUCAUACCGCCACCUGGCAGAUCGCCUAGGAACACCUUACCUCCAGCGGGUUCUUAACCAGCAGUUAACUAACCACAUUCGUGACACUCUACCCGGCCUUCGGGACAAGUUGCAAAAGCAAUUACUAGCUUUGGAAAAGGAUGUAGAACAGUACAAGCAUUUCAGACCUGAUGACCCGUCCAUUAAGACCAAGGCUAUGCUGCAAAUGAUCCAGCAGCUUCAGACAGACUUCGAGAGAACUAUUGAAGGUUCGGGUUCAGCUCAGAUCAAUACAAAUGAGUUAUCUGGUGGUGCCAAGAUUAACCGUCUCUUCCACGAACGAUUUCCCUUUGAGAUUGUCAAAAUGGAAUUCGAUGAGAAAGAGUUGCGUAGGGAGAUAGCAUUUGCUAUAAGAAAUAUUCAUGGUAUCAGGGUGGGUCUAUUUACUCCGGACAUGGCAUUUGAGGCUAUUGUGAAGAAACAAAUCUCUCGAUUGAAGGAGCCCUCGCUCAAGUGUGUGGAUCUGGUCGUACAGGAAUUGUCUAAUGUCGUCCGUGUUUGUACUGAAAGGAUGUCUCGUUACCCGCGUCUCCGUGAAGAGACCGAACGUAUAAUAAUGUCCCACGUUCGAUCCCGUGAACAACAAUGCAAAGAUCAACUUGUCCUACUUAUCGAUUGUGAGCUGGCUUACAUGAACACCAAUCAUGAGGACUUUAUUGGAUUUGCCAACGCACAAAAUCAAUCUGAGAAUGCGGCCAAGUCUGGUCACCGGGCGCUCGGUAAUCAGGUUAUUAGAAAAGGAUACAUGUGUAUACACAAUUUGGGAAUUAUGAAAGGUGGUUCCCGGGACUACUGGUUCGUUCUUACAUCGGAAAGCAUCUCCUGGUUCAAAGAUGAGGAGGAACGCGAGAAGAAGUAUAUGCUUCCGCUGGACGGACUCAAGCUGAGAGACCUGGAGCAAGGUUUCAUGUCCCGGCGACACAUGUUUGCGCUCUUCAACCCUGAAGGAAGGAAUGUUUACAAGGAUUAUAAACAACUCGAGUUAUCGUGUGAAACGCAAGAUGACGUAGACUCUUGGAAGGCGUCUUUCCUCAGAGCCGGUGUCUACCCAGAGAAGACCUCGGAAGCCGCUAACGGGGAAGAGAAUUCAGAUUCGAGUGGUACAAGCAGCAUGGACCCUCAAUUGGAGAGGCAAGUGGAGACAAUCAGAAACCUGGUUGAUUCCUACAUGCGUAUAGUGACAAAGACGACAAGGGACCUCGUGCCGAAGACAAUCAUGAUGAUGAUCAUUAAUAAUGCCAAAGACUUCAUUAAUGGGGAGCUGCUCGCACAUUUAUACGCGUCUGGUGACCAGUCACAAAUGAUGGAAGAAUCCCCCGAAGAGGCCCUAAAACGCGAGGAGAUGCUGCGUAUGUACCAUGCGUGCAAGGAAGCAUUAAGGAUCAUUGGGGACGUCUCUAUGGCAACUGUGAGCACACCUGUUCCUCCACCCGUCAAGAACGACUGGUUAGAGAGCAGACUGGACUCGAACCCGCGGCUUUCACCUCCAUCGCCAGGUGGACCAAGGCGUGCUGCGCCGCAGCAACAGAGUUCGUUAGGCCAGCGUGGCGCUCCGCCCCCACCAGCCGGAGGCACGGGUAGGCCUGCGCCACCUCUGCCUUCUCGACCAGGAGGCUCCGCCCCACCGCCACCUGGUGGCCGCCCCGCUCCGGGGGGUGGCUUGCCCGCACCACUUAUUCCCACGCGUCCGGGGAGUGCGGCAGGCGUCGCAAUGGGCGCUAUGAAUCAAAUGCCGCCACACAUGCGCCAGCAAAUCAACCAAGCAGUGGGACAAGCCGUCACCAACGCCGCUAUCAGCGAAUUAAGUUCAGCCUUCGCGAAAUUCAACCGUCCAGUGCCGAACGUGCCGCCAAAGCUGCCAGAGCGACCGCAGAAUGGGCGGCCAUAUUGA
This is a messenger RNA of Pieris macdunnoughi, 2721 nucleotides long. The record is from the annotation of a GenBank genome assembly. NCBI's taxonomy places the organism in Eukaryota, Metazoa, Arthropoda, Insecta, Lepidoptera, Pieridae.